Mollisia scopiformis is the source of this 7379-nucleotide messenger RNA. RefSeq names its product PROCN-domain-containing protein. Gene Ontology annotation, cellular component: U5 snRNP; catalytic step 2 spliceosome. The transcript is spliced from 3 exons. Gene Ontology annotation, biological process: spliceosomal tri-snRNP complex assembly; mRNA splicing, via spliceosome. The coding region runs from base 72 to 7154 and encodes 2360 amino acids. NCBI's taxonomy places the organism in Eukaryota, Fungi, Ascomycota, Leotiomycetes, Helotiales, Mollisiaceae. Gene Ontology annotation, molecular function: U5 snRNA binding; pre-mRNA intronic binding; protein binding. The record is from RefSeq and is a predicted model, not a curated record.
UGCGACAAUCUCCCUCCACAAUCACUUCAUCCAUCAAGCGGAGACUGGGAGAUUAUCGACGUCUCAUCACGAUGUCCUCAAUACCUCCUCCCCCUCCACCUGGAUGGAGCUCCGGGCCUCCUUCGAUGGGCGCGCCUCCUGGAGCUCCUCCACCACCUGGAUAUAGGCCUCCAGCGGACCCUCAGGUGGCCAAAUUCGCACAGAAGAAGAAGGAAUGGUUACGAUCACAACGAAAUCGAUUCGGCGAGAAGAGGAAGGGCGGCUUCGUUGAAACGCAGAAGGCUGAUAUGCCACCGGAGCAUCUUCGAAAGAUCGUGAAAGAUAUCGGAGAUGUUUCUCAGAAAAAGUUCAGCAGCGACAAGCGCAGUUAUCUUGGAGCCCUGAAAUACAUGCCUCACGCCGUUAUGAAGCUAUUGGAGAAUAUGCCGAUGCCCUGGGAGUCAGCGAGGGAGGUCAAGGUUCUAUAUCACGUUAAUGGCUGUCUGACGUUAGUCAACGAAACACCGAGAGUCAUUGAGCCGGUCUUCCACGCACAAUGGGCUACGAUGUGGAUGUGUAUGAGGAGAGAGAAGAGCGACCGAAGACAUUUCAAGAGAAUGCGAUUCCCACCCUUCGAUGACGAAGAGCCACCUCUUUCCUGGUCCGAGAACAUUGAAGAUGUUGAGCCUUUGGAACCGAUUCAGAUGGAACUUGACGAAAACGAAGAUGGAGCUGUUUUCGAGUGGCUCUACGAGAAUCGGCCUCUUCUUGAUACUCCACAUGUGAAUGGUCCAAGUUACAAGGAAUGGAACCUCACACUUCCUCAGAUGGCAACUUUAUAUCGACUGAGUCACCAGCUUCUGAGUGAUCUUGUUGAUAAGAACUACUUUCACAUGUUUGAGCUGAACAGCUUCUUGACAGCGAAGGCGUUGAAUGUUGCUAUCCCUGGAGGACCAAGAUUCGAACCACUGUACAAAGACGUUGAUCCCAACGACGAAGACUUUGGCGAAUUCAAUGCCAUCGAUCGUAUCAUUUUCCGCGCACCCAUCCGUACAGAAUACCGGGUAGCGUUUCCUUUCUUGUACAAUUCUUUGCCACGCAGCGUGAAGCUGUCUUGGUAUUCACAUCCUCAAAUUGUGUAUGUUCGCGCUGAGGAUCCGAGUUUACCAGCUUUCUAUUUCGACCCUGUCAUUAAUCCCAUUUCAUCGAGAUCUGUUGCACCGAAGAACAUAACUGUCAGCCACGAGGACGAGAUUUUCGGCCCAGGAAACAACGAAGAGCCAGAGGAGAAUGCUUUCGAACUCCCUGAAGAUGUCGAACCGUUUCUGGCCGACGAAGAGUUGUACACAGACGAGACUGCUUCUGCAAUUGCGCUAUGGUGGGCUCCUUUCCCAUUUGACCGACGUUCGGGACGCAUGGUCCGAGCACAAGACGUGCCCCUCGUAAAACAGUGGUAUCUUGAGCAUUGCCCACAAGGCCAGCCAGUGAAGGUACGAGUAUCGUAUCAAAAGCUACUGAAGACUUAUGUCUUGAAUGAGCUCCACAAAAAGAAGCCAAAGGCGCAAAACAAGCAAAGUCUGAUGAAGUCGCUGAAACAAACCAAAUUCUUUCAGCAGACCACGAUCGAUUGGGUUGAAGCUGGUCUUCAAGUUUGUCGCCAGGGUUUCAACAUGCUCAACCUCUUGAUCCAUCGAAAGAACUUGACCUACCUCCAUCUCGAUUACAACUUCAACCUCAAGCCAGUCAAGACACUUACCACCAAAGAGCGAAAGAAGUCUCGCUUUGGAAAUGCCUUCCAUCUCAUGCGUGAGAUUUUGAAGUUAACGAAGUUGAUUGUCGACGCCCAGGUUCAGUACCGACUUGGUAACAUCGAUGCAUUCCAGCUCGCAGAUGGUAUCUUGUAUGCCUUUAAUCAUGUUGGCCAGCUGACUGGGAUGUAUCGAUACAAGUACAAGCUCAUGCAUCAGAUUCGAUCGUGUAAGGAUCUGAAGCAUUUAAUCUAUUAUCGGUUCAAUUCGGGCCCUGUCGGCAAAGGCCCCGGAUGUGGUUUCUGGGCUCCUGCUUGGAGAGUCUGGCUCUUCUUCAUGCGAGGGAUCAUUCCCUUGCUUGAGCGAUGGCUUGGAAACUUGCUUUCCCGACAAUUUGAAGGUAGACACAGUAAAGGUGUCGCCAAAACUGUAACGAAGCAGCGUGUGGAGUCACAUUUCGACCUUGAGCUCCGCGCCUCAGUCAUGGCUGACUUGAUGGACAUGAUGCCCGAGGGAAUUAAGCAAAACAAAGUCAAUACUGUCUUACAGCAUCUCUCCGAAGCAUGGCGAUGCUGGAAGAGUAACAUUCCUUGGAAGGUCCCUGGUUUGCCAGCCCCUAUCGAGAAUAUCAUCUUGCGUUAUGUGAAGAGCAAAGCAGAUUGGUGGAUUUCUGUGGCCCAUUACAACAGAGAACGUAUUCGCAGAGGUGCUACCGUUGAUAAGACAGUCGCGAAGAAGAACCUAGGGCGCCUCACUCGACUAUGGCUCAAGGCUGAGCAAGAACGCCAACACAAUUACAUGAAGGACGGGCCUUAUGUAUCGUCUGAAGAGGCUGUCGCAAUUUACACCACUACCGUUCAUUGGCUCGAAUCACGAAAAUUCUCCCCCAUUCCUUUCCCCAGCGUCUCUUACAAGCACGACACCAAGAUUCUUAUUCUGGCCCUAGAGCGAUUGCGAGAAGCUUAUUCCGUCAAAGGCCGCCUGAACCAAAGCCAACGUGAAGAGCUUGCUUUGAUUGAGCAAGCUUACGAUAGUCCCGGAACCACACUGGAGAGAAUUAAAAGAUUCCUUCUUACUCAACGAGCAUUCAAGGAAGUUGGUAUCGACAUGAAUGAUAACUACAGUACCAUCAACCCUGUCUACGACAUUGAGCCAAUUGAAAAAAUAAGCGACGCCUAUCUUGAUCAGUACCUUUGGUAUCAAGCAGACCAGCGCCAUUUGUUCCCUGCGUGGAUCAAACCUUCUGAUUCUGAAGUCCCGCCAUUGCUUACUUACAAGUGGGCUCAGGGUAUCAACAACCUUGACAAGGUCUGGGAGAGUGCUGAUGGAGAAUGCAACGUCAUGAUUGAGACCCAGCUUUCCAAGGUGUACGAGAAGAUCGAUCUAACUCUUCUUAAUCGCUUGUUGAGACUUAUCAUGGACCACAAUCUUGCUGAUUAUAUCUCAUCGAAGAACAAUGUUCAGCUCACCUACAAAGAUAUGAAUCACGUAAACAGCUAUGGAAUGAUCCGUGGUCUCCAAUUCUCAGCAUUCGUAUUUCAAUAUUACGGACUUGUCCUUGACCUACUCUUGCUAGGUCUCCAGCGCGCGAGCGAGAUUGCAGGUCCACCUCAAAGCCCGAACGAUUUCCUCCAGUUUCGCGAUCGGGAUACGGAGACCAGGCAUCCAAUUAGAUUGUAUACAAGAUACAUCGAUCGAAUCUGGGUGUUCUUUCGCUUCACAGCUGACGAGUCAAGAGACCUUAUUCAGCGCUUUCUCACUGAGCAGCCAGAUCCCAAUUUCGAGAACGUGAUCGGUUACAGAAACAAGAAGUGUUGGCCCAGAGACUCGCGGAUGCGACUCAUGAGACACGAUGUCAACCUUGGGCGAGCUGUAUUCUGGGACUUGAAGAACAGAUUACCUAGAUCUGUGACUACAAUCGAAUGGGAUGAUACCUUCGCAAGUGUUUACAGCAGAGAUAAUCCCAAUCUCCUGUUCUCCAUGUGUGGCUUUGAGGUCCGAAUUCUUCCCAAGAUUCGUAACCAGAACGACGAAUUCCCGGUCAAAGACAGCGUUUGGUCUCUAGUCGACAAUACAAGUAAGGAGAGGACCGCGCAUGCUUUCCUGCAGGUCACAGAGGAAGACAUUGCUAAAUUUAAUAACCGCAUCCGUCAAAUCCUCAUGUCUUCUGGAUCAACCACUUUCACUAAAAUCGCCAACAAGUGGAAUACCAGCUUGAUUGCUCUUUUCACUUACUAUCGUGAGGCAGCAGUCUCGACUGUCAAUUUGCUUGACACCAUUGUGAAGUGCGAGACGAAGAUUCAGACCAGAGUAAAGAUUGGUUUGAAUUCGAAGAUGCCUUCCAGGUUCCCACCAGCAGUCUUCUAUACGCCAAAGGAAUUGGGUGGCUUGGGUAUGAUCUCAGGUUCUCACAUCCUCAUUCCAACGAGCGACAAGCGGUGGUCAAAGCAAACAGAUAGUGGCGUUACCCAUUACCGGGCUGGUAUGACCCACGAUGAGGAGACUCUGAUUCCCAACAUCUUCAGAUACAUUAUCCCGUGGGAGGCUGAAUUCAUCGACUCGCAACGGGUAUGGACCGAGUAUUCUCAGAAGCGACAGGAAGCCAAUCAACAGAAUCGACGACUCACACUCGAGGACUUAGAAGACAGCUGGGACCGUGGUUUGCCCCGUAUCAACACUCUGUUCCAGAAGGACAGAAGCACUUUGAGUUUUGACAAGGGAUUCCGAGCCCGAACUGAGUUCAAGACGUAUCAACUUAUGAAGAGUAAUCCAUUUUGGUGGACUAGUCAACGUCACGAUGGAAAGCUAUGGAACUUAAAUGCUUAUCGGACAGAUGUGAUCCAAGCACUUGGUGGUGUCGAAACAAUCUUAGAGCACACUCUGUUCAAAGCCACUGCGUUCCCAUCCUGGGAAGGUUUGUUUUGGGAGAAGGCUUCAGGCUUCGAAGAGUCUAUGAAGUUUAAGAAAUUGACCAACGCCCAGAGGUCUGGUUUGAACCAGAUCCCUAACCGUCGCUUCACUCUAUGGUGGUCACCAACGAUUAACAGAGCUAACGUAUACGUUGGUUUCCAAGUGCAACUGGACCUGACGGGUAUUUUCCUCCACGGAAAGAUUCCGACCCUUAAAAUUUCUUUGAUCCAGAUCUUCAGAGCCCAUUUGUGGCAAAAGAUCCACGAGUCCGUGGUGAUGGAUUUGUGUCAAGUAUUUGACCAGGAACUUGAGCAACUUGGUAUUGAGACUGUGCAAAAGGAAACCAUCCAUCCCAGAAAGUCGUACAAGAUGAACAGUUCUUGUGCAGACAUUCUGCUAUUUGCAAGUCACAAAUGGAACGUCACCAGGCCAUCCAUCCUAUUCGACACGAAGGACGUGAUUGAGCCCACGACCACCAAUAAAUUCUGGGUUGAUGUCCAGCUCCGUUAUGGAGAUUAUGAUUCCCACGAUAUUGAACGAUACGUGCGUGCGAAGUACCUCGACUACACAACAGAUAGCAUGAGCAUUUAUCCUUCUGCUACUGGUCUCAUGAUCGGUAUCGAUCUUGCGUACAAUCUUUACUCGGCUUAUGGUCAAUACUUCCCAGGUCUGAAGACGCUCAUUCAACAGGCUAUGGCGAAGAUCAUGAAAGCAAACCCUGCCUUGUAUGUGCUCAGAGAACGUAUCAGAAAGGGUCUCCAGCUCUAUGCUUCUGAAAGCAACCAAGAGUUCUUGAAUUCUCAAAAUUACUCAGAGCUAUUCAGCAACCAGAUCCAGCUGUUCAUCGACGACACCAAUGUCUAUCGAGUCACAAUUCACAAAACUUUCGAAGGCAAUUUGACUACGAAACCCAUCAACGGCGCAAUCUUCAUUUUCAAUCCACGUACUGGUCAACUGUUCCUCAAGAUCAUUCACACGAGUGUUUGGGCUGGUCAGAAACGUCUUGGUCAAUUGGCUAAAUGGAAGACUGCCGAAGAAGUCGCUGCUCUGAUUCGAUCCCUACCUGUUGAAGAACAGCCGAAACAGUUGAUUGUCACUCGAAAGGGUCUUCUCGAUCCUCUUGAAGUGCAUCUUCUAGACUUCCCCAACAUUUCAAUUAGGGCCUCUGAGCUCCAAUUACCAUUCCAAGCUGCCAUGAAGGUCGAAAAGCUUGGUGACAUGAUUCUUCGAGCUACCGAGCCACAGAUGGUUCUAUUCAACUUGUACGAUGAAUGGUUGAAGUCCAUUUCUUCAUACACGGCGUUUUCUCGACUGGUCUUGAUCUUACGUGCUCUUCAUGUGAACCAAGACAAGACGAAAUUGCUACUGAGACCAGACAAGACCGUCAUCACCCAAGAACAUCACAUUUGGCCAAGUCUGUCAGAUGAGGAUUGGAUCAAGGUUGAGACGCAAUUACGAGAUCUCAUCCUAAAUGACUACGGCAAGAAGAACAAUGUCAACACUUCAAGCUUGACCAUGAGUGAAGUUCGAGACAUUAUUCUCGGAAUGGAAAUUAGCGCCCCGUCAAUGCAGCGUCAACAAGCAGCGGAGAUCGAGAAGCAACAACAAGAACAGCAACAGCUCACGGCUGUGACCACCAAGACACAAAACGUGCACGGAGAAGACAUCAUUGUGACUACUACUUCCCAAUUCGAGCAGCAGACCUUUGCAUCCAAGACUGAGUGGAGAACCCGGGCCAUUGCAACCUCCAAUCUUCGGACCAGAGCCAACAACAUCUACAUCUCAUCUGACGAUAUCAAGGAAGAUGAUCACUUCACUUACAUCAUGCCAAAGAACAUUCUGAAACGCUUCAUCACGAUCGCCGAUUUGCGUGUCCAAGUAGCUGGUUAUCUGUACGGUUCCUCUCCGCCGGACAACGAUCAAGUGAAGGAGAUCCAGUGCAUAGUGAUGGUCCCACAGAUUGGUAGCACACGCGACGUCCAGCUUCCCCAGCAGCUACCACAGCAUGAGUACCUGGAGCAUAUGGAACCCCUGGGGAUCAUUCACACCGUCUCCGGUAACGAGCCGCCGUACAUGACCGCCAUGGACGUCACCCAGCAUGCUCGUCUGAUGAAUGUACAUAAGGAAUGGGAUCGGAAGACGAUCAGCAUGACCGUGUCCUUCACGCCCGGUUCGGUGUCAUUGGCUUCUUGGGCGCUGACCCCGCAAGGUUAUACCUGGGGUUGUGAGAAUAAGGACAUGGGUUCCGAUCAACCGCAAGGAUUCAGCACGUCCAUGGGCGAGAAGUGUCAAUUACUUUUGAGCGACAAGAUCCGAGGUUAUUUCCUGGUUCCAGAGAACAACUCGUGGAACUACUCAUUCAUGGGAUCAAGCUUCGCAGGAUUGGAGAAGAAGAAUGUGCAUGUCAAGGUCGAUACGCCCCUUCCGUUCUAUUCAGACCAGCAUCGACCCCUCCACUUUCAGAGCUUCAUGGAAUUGGAGGAUAUCUUUGUUGAUCAUGAGGAUCCGUAUGCCUAGUCGAUCAUAUGGACUUUGAUGAUACUGCGAAGGACUUAAUGGACAGCGCAGAGCCGAUCGCACUGCUGACGGGCAAGGGAAUCUGGAUGGAAGGGUGGUGCGUUGGCGGUGGAUCUUUGCAUAUGCCGGAUGUCGAAUCUUGGUAGCAGGCGUUUGAUGGGCUGGGAAUGUAGUCAUAGUGUACUUUAUAUUACUUUUAAGCAUAAAAUUCAAGCGUUACCAGCG